AUGGUGACAGAAACUGUAGUGACUCCUGAAAACACUCAAACAACUAGAAAUACCUCAAACCCUCUAUCAGAUCACACUCAUCCUUUCUUUCUUCAUGCUUCUGAUUCCCCAGGAAUGAACCUUGUCAACUCACCCUUCAAUGGAAAGGGAUAUGGGGGAUGGAAGAGGUCAAUCUUGAUAGCCCUUUCAGCAAAAAAUAAGAUUGGGUUCAUUGAUGGUACUCAAAAGGAACUAGCUCCUACUUCAGCUGAUUUCAAACUAUGGAGCAGGUGCAAUGACAUGGUGUUGUCAUGGUUGCUCAACUCUCUCUCAAAAGAGAUAGCUGACAGUGUCAUCUACUCCAAAACAGCCAAAGAUCUCUGGCAGGAACUUGAGAACAGGUUUGGGCAAAGUAAUGGUGCUCAACUCUAUCACCUACAAAAGGAGUUGAGUGAUUUAGUGCAGGGAUCAAAUGAUAUUGCUGGGUAUUUCACAAAAAUCAAGAGGUUGUGGGAUGAGCUUGAUGCUCUGAGCACUUCUGUCAACUGCACAUGUGACUGCCAGUGUGGUGGAAAAGCAAAAAUGGCUAAGUCUCUUCAAGAUGAAAGAUUGAUUCAGUUUCUAAUGGGUUUAAAUGAUGUCUAUGCAGCUAGGAAAAGCAAUAUUCUGAUGCUCUCACCAUUACCCUAUGUGAAUCAUGCUUACUCACUCUUAAUGCAAGAUGAGAAACAGAGGGAAGUGUAUAUGAGCUCACACUAUCCAGGGAACUCUACUUCCUUCUUGGCCACUAAUCAGACCACUCUUGGUCAGAAGUCUGGAUAUUAUGAAGCCAAACAGAAGAAAACCAAUUUGGUGUGCUCAAACGGUAAGAAACCUGGGCAUUCUGUGGAUAAAUGCUAA
This is a messenger RNA of Solanum verrucosum, 879 nucleotides long. RefSeq lists its product as uncharacterized. Lineage: Eukaryota; Viridiplantae; Streptophyta; Magnoliopsida; Solanales; Solanaceae. The transcript has a single exon. The coding region runs from base 1 to 879 and encodes 292 amino acids. The record is from RefSeq and is a predicted model, not a curated record.